This is a messenger RNA of Protobothrops mucrosquamatus (brown spotted pit viper), 1540 nucleotides long. RefSeq names its product contactin-associated protein-like 2. The transcript is spliced from 9 exons. NCBI's taxonomy places the organism in Eukaryota, Metazoa, Chordata, Lepidosauria, Squamata, Viperidae. The record is from RefSeq and is a predicted model, not a curated record. The annotation marks the transcript as partial.
AUGGCUCCGUCCCUUACCCAGGAUGCCUUGGAUAGGGGGUACCCCUUCCAGAGAACAAGUUUCCCCUGCUUUUGUCAAAGCCUUCUUUACCACACCCCAUACCCCUCCCACAUGGGUGAACCAUUCGUCGGCCCGACAGGAGUGGGACCCUUGGGUUCCACACUCUGGUAUCGGAACAAAAUCUCAACCAUACACCACCUGAAAGGGGAGAAUUAUUGGAAUUCUGCAUCAUUUGUUACUCGAUCUUCAUAUCUCCACUUCUCUACCUUCCAAGGAGAGACCAGUGCUGACAUUUCAUUCUAUUUCAAAACAUCAGCCCCUGAUGGAGUCUUCCUUGAGAAUCGGGGGAAUUCAGAUUUCAUCAAACUUGAGCUAAAAUCUGCCACAGAUGUAUCUUUCUCAUUUAAUGUUGGAAAUGGCCCAGUAGAAAUUAUUAUCAAGUCACCCCAUCCGCUCACUGACGAUCAGUGGCAUCAAGUGAUUGCAGAGCGCAAUGUCAAAGAAGCCAGCCUGCAAGUAGAUCAGUUCCCCAGAGAGAUCCAGAAGGCUCCCACUGAAGGCCACACUCGACUAGAACUCUAUAGCCAGCUGUAUGUUGGUGCCGCAGGUGAACAGAAAGGAUUUUUGGGUUGCAUUCGCUCUUUAAGAAUGAAUGGAUUGACUCUGGAUUUAGAAGAGAGAGCAAAAGUUACCCCAGGUGUGAAACCUGGUUGUUCUGGCCAUUGCACGAGCUAUGGAAUACAUUGCAAAAAUCAUGGCAAAUGUGUUGAAAAAUAUAAUGGAUACUCAUGCGACUGCUCCCAGACAGCUUAUGAUGGUCCUUUCUGCAGUAAAGAUGUUGGAGCCUUUUUUGAAGAAGGAAUGUGGCUCCAGUAUAAUUUUUCAUCUGUAGGAAAUAAUAUGAAGGAUUCAGGGAGCAGAACUCUCUUGAGCUCCAAAGAAUCAGAGAACUUUGUAUCAGAUCUCAGUCUCAAUAAAGAAGAAAUCAGUUUUAGCUUCAGCACUAGCAAAGCUCCUUGUAUCCUGCUGUACAUCAGUGCUUAUUCUCAGGACUACAUGGCAGUGCUAGUGAAUCCAGCUGGAAGUUUACAGGUUCGAUACAAACUUGGAGAUGCUAAAGAACCAUACAACAUCAAUGUAGAUCACAGGAAUAUGUCAAAUGGGCAGCCACACAGUGUGAAUAUCACGCGGACAGGAAAAGACAUAAUUCUCCAGCUGGACCUUUAUCCCCCAGUAAGCUACACCAUACCAGGACCUUCGAGCCUUCAGUUCAGCUCACUGAAGUCACUCUUUCUAGGAAAAGUCAUAGAACUUGGAAAGAUUGAUCAAGACAUAGAUAAAUAUAACACACGAGGAUUUUCUGGUUGCCUGUCACGUGUGCAGUUCAACCAGAUUACUCCACUCAAGGCAGCCUUGAGACAGACCAAUAUCUCUUCUCACAUUUACACAGAAGGAGAACUUGUAGAAUCCAACUGCGGAGCAAAUCCACAAACCAUCCAACCAAUGUCUUCUACGACAGACCCUUGGCAUCCAGAUUCAG